CUACGGAAGCCGAGAGAGAACAGAAAGAGAAGAGGGCGAUCCGGGCGGGACACGGAGGAAAACGACUUGUGCACUGACUGGGUGUAAGGAACGGAAAAUACAUUACCGGGGUUAUAAGGGUGGAGAAGCGGCGGAAUAGACGGCAGAGGUCGGGCAGCUCCGCUGUGAUGUCUACAAGGAUCUGGGCUGAAAAAAAUACGUGAUGGCUAGAUACCAUCUUGAGACACAGGAGGGAUUAUGCCUUUAAAUGCAUCUGAAAAACUAUAGAGACAACCACAAUGACAUCAGCUCCUGGAUCUCCGGGCGAGACAAGGGCGGAUAAAGGAAAGCGGACAGAGCCAGCGGCCGUCAUUGCCUCCCUGUGCGGGAUGGAGACAGGAGGGCAGCGCUGAACUGGGAGAAUCACACAGAUUUUUAUUUUUCCUGGGAAAUAAUUGGAUUUUUUUUAUUUGCUUUUUUUGGAUUGAAUUUUGCACAGAAAACCCUGGGGAUAUACUGAUCGUUGCUGGACUAAAAUCCACCCCCCAAAAAAAGGGAGAACCCUUAACCCUUUGUAUGGACUCCCCUGUACUGUAUCCGGCGCUCAGAUCGGCUCCCCGGUUUAUGGCUUUCAUGAUGAUGAAAAAAAAGAAAUUUAAGUUCCGGGUGGACUUUGAGUUGGACGAACUUUCAUCGGUUCCGUUUGUUAAUGGGAUAUUGUUCUGUAAGAUCCGUCUGCUGGACGGCGGAAGCUUCAGCGUGGAGUCCACCAGAGAGGUUGUCCAAGCGAACUGUGUCCACUGGAAGAAAUGCUUUUCUUUCAUGUGCAAGAUGAGCGCAAGUGCGGCCUCCGGUAUCCUGGACCCGUGUAUCUGCAGAGUAUCCGUCCGCAAGGAACUGAAAGGCGGAAAAGCAUAUGCAAAGCUCGGCUUUGCAGACUUGAACCUUGCAGAAUUUGCUGGAUCUGGUAACACUGUUCGGAGAUGCCUCCUAGAGGGAUAUGACACCAAAAACACAAGACAAGAUAACUCUAUCUUAAAGGUUGGAAUCACUAUGCAGCUCAUGUCUGGAGACCCCUGCUUUAAAACACCACCGUCCACCGCCACCUCAAUUGCCAUAACUGGAGAUUCGGACUCUUUGCACGAAGACCGGAAAGGACGUGAGACCAUGAAGCUGCACUUGGGAGUUGCCGACCUUUCGUCAAAGAGCGCCUCCGUCCCUGACGAACUCGGAGCAUGCGGACAUUCCAGGACGUCGAGUUACGCCAGUCAGCAGUCUAAAGCAUCAGGAUACAGCACAAGCCACUCACGGUCUUCCAGUUUGUCCGAGUUGAGCCAUCGGAGAAACACAUCGGUAGGCAGCGCCUCCACUGGAAUCGGGAGUAUUCCAGAACCAAGUGAAGAGGACAGCAACAGAGCUGCAGCAUUUAACCAGGAAAUAAAGGAAGAAGGGUCUUCCUCGGAAAAACUAAAUAGGCCUCCGGUGAAGCAGGACUCUGUUGAGUCACAGCUAAAAAGAGUGGACGCCACCCGCGUGAAUGCAGAUGACGUCAUAGAAACAAUUCUCCAAAGCCAGGAUUUUACCCUCGACUCAAGUGCAGAAGAAGAAGGUCUAAGGCUGUUUGUGGGUCCUGGAGGGAGCACGGCUCUUGGAAGUCAUCAUUUACCAAACAGGGUCGGAGCCGGAGCCUACGAACAGGUCGUCAUCAAACGCUGAGAAGUCUACAAGUGAAGAGUGGUUUUGUGGGAAAUAUUUAUUAUCCAGCCUAUAUGGUUUAAUACUUUGCAGACUUUUAUAUGGGGGGGGGGGGGGGAAUAAACAUGUUUUUAGUUUUCCAAGUGACCAUGCAUGCCGUGCAGCCAUAGGUCAAGGAUGGUUCUCUUAUCAUCCCAGAUUUAUAUGAAAAUUG
Messenger RNA from Hyla sarda, 1888 nucleotides. RefSeq names its product EEIG family member 2 (gene EEIG2). Lineage: Eukaryota; Metazoa; Chordata; Amphibia; Anura; Hylidae. The coding region runs from base 556 to 1695 and encodes 379 amino acids. The transcript has 12 exons. The record is from RefSeq and is a predicted model, not a curated record.